This is a messenger RNA of Funneliformis geosporum, 1796 nucleotides long. NCBI's taxonomy places the organism in Eukaryota, Fungi, Glomeromycota, Glomeromycetes, Glomerales, Glomeraceae. The record is from the annotation of a GenBank genome assembly.
UUUUUAAUUGGACAAAGGUCACGUGAUAUAUCUAAAAUUGAUACACUACCCGAAGAUUGGAAAUUUUCCGAUUUCUACGAAUAUCAUCAGAGAGAAGGGAGUUUCACUAAUUCGUUCAAGAAAGAAUCCUUCAGACUUCGAAGAUCUCUUGAUUACUUGUUGGAAUAUGGCCCAAAAGAAGCAAAGUUUCAUGCUGACCGCUUGGAUAAGAAUUUUAAAGAGGAGUGUCUUCGCGACAGUCCUUUGACGAUCUUCGUGAUUGUUGUAGUCUGUUAUGUGGAGGAGAUCACACAACUAGGAAAGAUAUCUUCGCGAUGUCCUUCUGACGAUCUUCGUGAUCGUUGUGGUCAUAAACAUCGUUUAAAUGACAAGGAUUCAAAGUUAUUCUGGGAUAGAAUAGAGUCACAACUAACCUUUGAUGCUGAAGUUGAAAUGAAGAAGAGGGAGAUGCGAUUGGCAGAGGUUGGAACAGCGACUGGUAUUAUGAGGAGAAUUGACGGGGCUCUGAUGUAUCCCUGCCAAACGGAAACAAUGGAUGAUUAUUUUCCGGUUAUUCCUCCACGUACACCUCCACAUCGAAUCGUUUCAUCAGGUGUGGCCCCUUUGUUCCAAGAGGACAAAUCACAACAGAGCAGUAAUGAGAGACAAGAGUUUUCGGAUUCAGAGGAUCACAAUUCCAUUUAUUCCACUUCAGAUCACGAAGGAGUUGAUUCACGAAAUAUGCAAAAUGUUGAUAACGAAGAUGCUUACAUAAAAAGCAUUCAAUUAUCUCAGGAGCAUGCAACGGAAGAAAUCCGUAAUAUCAUUGAAAAAAUAAAACGUAUCAAAUGUCGCCUCUUUGAAUAUCGGGUUGUCAAUCUUUCAGCACGAGAUACCUCAGAUCCUGUUAAUAAGUUAAAGGAAUCCGAAAAGCGCCUUUUAAAAGAUUUAUGGAAUUCGUUGGAGCCUUCAAGUGAAACGAAGACAAUUCGUCAAAACAAGUGGGACAAAGAUUUACAGCCUCUCUUAAAAAAAUAUCAAGCCCAUUUUGAGGGUAAAUCGGUAUUUGAUAUAAUUUUGUUGGAUAGUGCCAUUGAGGAUGUUCUUGCGAGGCCUUAUACAGGCACUUUUAUGCAUAAAGAACACUUUGAUUUAAUAUGGAUCCAGGAUAUACAAAAGCGUUUUUUGUUAAUUUUUCAAGAACCUGUUAAUUCAUUGUGUGAUUCUGAACAAACUGAACUUUCAUACCGAGAAGAUUUUGUCAAUCCGAUAAUUGCAAAAAUUGUGUCUUUUUGCAGGGGAGAAAUUGAAAACACGUUAAGCAAAAAUCAACGAAACGAAACUCGGCAAUAUAAGCAACGAGUUCAAAUUGGGUGUUACCAAGACGAGAUCUAUAAAAUUAACGUAAAUGCAACUGCUCUUGAAAUAGGUUUCUUAGAAGUUGUUGGAAGUGCUAUAUAUAUUGACGUUACAAAACUAAAAGAAGACACCGAAAAAACAACGGAACAACAACUCACUUCUUUAGAAUCAUAUGGAAUAAUAGUAUAUCAACGAACAUUUACAAUUUAUACCAUGCAUCGAACAAAAGGAGGAAUAUAUGUUGUUGAUAAACUAACAGAGUUUAGCAUUCCGAACUCAAAAGAUCAACUGUAUGUCCUUAAAGAGGUUAUCGAAAAAGUUUACAUGUUCAAGAGUAGAGUUAUGGAUUACUAUCUUGCGGUACAGAAGAUCACUCCUACUACCCAAACUUACAGCAGUAUAAAGGAAUCACCCACUGAGGCAUCACCCUCCAAGACUUCAAAAACUAAUACUUCAAG